Molecule: messenger RNA, 2253 nt
Organism: Protopterus annectens (West African lungfish)
Lineage: Eukaryota; Metazoa; Chordata; Ceratodontiformes; Protopteridae
Product: carbohydrate sulfotransferase 6-like
Exons: 2
Coding region: 162-1331 (389 amino acids)
Biological process (GO): carbohydrate metabolic process; sulfur compound metabolic process; N-acetylglucosamine metabolic process
Cellular component (GO): Golgi membrane
Molecular function (GO): N-acetylglucosamine 6-O-sulfotransferase activity
Source: RefSeq, a predicted model, not a curated record
CCUCAUAGCUGUAUUAUAUACAAAGAUUUGUGGACUGUAGCCUGUAGGUCUGCAAAACUUGCUGCAAGCAAACACCUUAUCUGGAUUUCACCUUUCUGGAGUCGUACCUCAGGUGGGAGGAUAUCAAACAGGUGUAGAAAGAUCUCCAACUUAUUAUUACCAUGGCUCGGAUAACCACUUUUCAAACUUCACUCAUACUCAUUUGUGCUGUUCAGAGCCUAUCAUUACUGUUCUUAUAUUUGAACUAUGCAAACUAUACAGCUGUAUCAAAGAAGCAAAUAGACAAAGUUCAUGUGUUGAUUCUGUCUUCCUGGAGGUCAGGGUCCUCACUUGCUGGCCAGAUCUUCAGUCAACACCCCAGCGUUUUCUAUCUAAUGGAACCUGCCUGGCAUGUAUGGAAAAUGAUGGCAAAAGAUGAUGUCAACAUCUUGCAUACAUCUGUCCGAGAUUUGCUAAGAUCAGUAUUCCAUUGUGACAUGUCGGUUUUUGACUUUUACUUACCUAAAAAUAAGACAAAAUCAAACCUGUUUAUGUGGGAAAAUAGCAGGGCUCUAUGUACUCCUCCAGCAUGUGAUGUUUUUCGACGUACAACAGUCAUCAAUAGUACAGUUUGCAAAAGACUUUGUAGCAAAUCCACAUUCGAUACUGUAGAAAAAUCUUGCAAGACAUACAGCCAUGUUGUUUUAAAAGAAGUACGACUUUUUAACUUGGAAUCACUCUAUCCCCUUAUUACUGAUCCAUCCUUAAAUCUGAGGAUAAUUCAUUUCAUACGAGAUCCAAGAGCUGUAUUCAACUCACGACAGAGCAUUGUUAAAUCUCUGAGGAAUGAUAAUAAAAUCAUAUUAAAUUCUUAUCCAAACUCUGCACUUUCUGAUGCUAAUUACAAAGUAAUGGAAGAAAUCUGUAAAAGCCAUGUCCAGAUUUAUAGUGCAGCAGCCAAACAUGGGUCUACAUUCUUAAAAUCGCGCUAUCUCAUGGUCCGUUUUGAAGACUUGGUUAAAAAUCCUCUAGCGAAAGUAAAGGAAAUGUAUUCGUUUGUAGACUUAGCAAUGAACAGAAAACUGGAGAACUGGAUCCAGAAGGUUACACAUGGUAAAGGGAAAAAUCACUCACCUUUCCAGAUAACUUCCCUUAAUGCUUUGUCUCUUUCUGAAGCAUGGAGAAAUGCACUUUCUUUCAAAGACGUUUCAAAAAUACAAUCUUUUUGUAGAGAAGCAAUGGAUAUUCUUGAGUAUCACCUUAUAAAGUCUGAGAAAGAUCUCAGAGUCCUUUCGGGAAAUUUAUUUCCAAAAAACUCAAGUUCUAACAACAAAAAACAAUUUUGGAACUAAUUGCCUCAGCAAUGGAAACUGUGAGAAAGAAAUUCAGAUGCUGCAACAGAUUAUUAUCAGGCUCUGAUAUAAGAUUUGCAGAUGAUCCAGUUUCCACUGUCAAAAUCAUCAUGCUGUCGGUAAUGGCAAAAAUAAAUAUAUCCUAAAAGAAUGUAAUAAAUAAUAUUCCUCCUUCAGUACAGCAAGCAGGAUACUCAUUAAAAUAAUUUUAAGCAAGGUAUUAUUAAAUUAAUUCUUAGAUGAAUUCACAUGGUAAAUUUAACACAGUCAAUGUGUUAACAUUUAAAAUAACACUAAAUGGCUACUUCUGCUAAUUUCUCUGUUUUUUACAUGUGACACUGCCUUUACAAAUUGUUAAUACUGCCUAAUUUUUGAUAGCAUCAUCAUAGUAUUAAGAGUGUUGUGAGCAUUUAAGCUCAAUGCAUAAGUGGGCAAUUGAUUUGAUAACAUUCAACAUGUAUUCACUGGAACUGUGGUGCAAUUUAAACAUAUAAGGAAUUACUUUCUAAAAUAUGAUAUAUACACACUCACAAGUAAGUAUAAAGUGAUAAAACACACCCAUUCAGAAAACUCUAUUUAUGACAAAUGCAAAUUCAGUAGCCACUGCAUUUAUUUUUGACAAUGAAAAUCACUGAAUAUAUGCAAAUCAGGUGUUUUUGUCAAGGAAAAGUUUGACAUUUGCAUUCCUUUACUUUGUUUUACAUUUAAGCUUAGCUAUUGAGGUGUUGUAUAAAACUGUCUUAAAAUGAAGAAUUAUGCUCCAAAAUGGAUAUAUAACUUGAACACUAUCACCAAUAUUACUACCAUUAAUGUAAUGCUUGAAUGCCAAAGAAAAUUUUGCAAUUUCAUGUGACCAAAAAAGUAAAUGACUUAAGUAUCUAUUAUAAAGAUGAAAAGAAUGGAUUGGGUUUGCCACAUCUAA